UAAAGAACUGUCCUCCUACAGGAACAUUAGUUAACGACUUAGCAGUUGUUAGCUAAUUUCGGGAAUACGCUCUUCAGGAGGAUGUAGAACGGACAGAUGAGACAAGCGUCGUAUAAAGUGUGUGUCGGGGUAGCAUGAGACAGGAUAUGCCGUGGUUGUCGGCUGCUGAUAUCGGAUUGCGCGGUGCACCUGGAUCGAUCGUCGAAUGGGGGCACACAUUCUUUCGAAAAACGAAAUCUUGGAGGCCAGAAGCCGACGCGUAUCCUAGAUGAAGAUACAAGUCUUUUUUGAAUACCAGAUGGGCACUCGGACACAAAUCGUAUCACAGAGCUUAUGGGAAUGGUAGAGUGAUAGGUGCGUGUGGCUUGACUGUGUAGUUGUUCGCACAGUGGAGCUGACGUUAUUCUCGGCACCGGUAACCAGUUUUUUCCACAGAAGCUACCUCACGUUGCGUCUGUCACUCGUGAGGGCUCUUUUCGAGCAGCUAGGGAACCACAUAUAUGGGCCCGUCUAACCUAUGGGCAGGUACUUCCAUCUGCUGUUCCGGCUGACAGGCUGAAAUGGAAUGUCUAGGGAUAACGAGACCCUACCGUUGAAAAAAAAGGGUGCAUCAAAGAAGUGAAAGGUACAAAGCAGCAAAUGGUGUACGCGUAGAGGUGUGGCUGGUGCGCGAAGCUCAUGUGUUGAUGGCAGGCGACACUGCCCUCGGUCAUUUCGCCGUGCAGGUGGCGUUCAUGAGUUUCUAUCGUGCGUACUCUCGGCUCUUAGUUUGCAGUGGGAAAUACCAGCGAUAUGAAUAUGCUCAGCGAGUGCAGGAACGUCAACAAAACAGUAAUCACACAACUUGGAUUUGCUAUCUCGGAAAGAGGCGACAACCAAACGAACAGAUAGUCUGGACCUGCAGCAGCACUUUUACACAGGUCCGUGUAAAAAGAAAAAGAAAAGGAAGAGCGCCUCUUGCGUGUGUACACCGGUGUGCGGUUGAACAUCUUUCGCAUAUUUUUUCUGUGCCUGUGAAUUUCCACAGCUGUCUCCAGCAUGUAAAGGCUGCUUCGCCGACUACCUGUUCUUGCAUACGUCUCCGACUCAGCUUCAUUGGUCGGUAACUGUCUCAAGUCGUUACCCUUUCUAAUCGCGCAUGUAAACACCUCAACAGCGCUGCCAGUUGUGAAUAAACAUGAGCCCAGUUACCUUAGAUAGGUGUCGUCCUUUUGUGAACUGUCUCUGGCAGACGGAUGCCCGGAGAUAGCUUUGAUAACUCGCCAUCAAACACCGCUCGAGUGCCUUAUUCGCUAGCAGCUGCUGUUACGUGUGUGGGUCGAAUGUUUUUGAUCCUGUCCACAGCACGUCAGGAACCGGUAUACCCUUAAACACCACAACCGAGAGAUAUCGCCAACGAAAAAAAUG
This is a messenger RNA of Toxoplasma gondii ME49, 1407 nucleotides long. RefSeq lists its product as hypothetical. The coding region runs from base 687 to 1106 and encodes 139 amino acids. The transcript is spliced from 5 exons. Lineage: Eukaryota; Apicomplexa; Conoidasida; Eucoccidiorida; Sarcocystidae. The record is from RefSeq and is a predicted model, not a curated record.